AUGGUAACGCCGAACGCAGAGUCACUAGUCAAUCAAAGAAAAGUUCGCAAGGGGACGCGGUCCUGCUGGGAAUGCAAACGACGCAAGACCAGAUGCAUCUUUCCAGCGUCAGGCGAGCCAACAUGUGUCUAUUGCCAGCGUCGACGCGUCCCAUGCCUCGGCCAGGAGAUUCCAGAGUCUUUGGCUCUGGCCGGAAAGGGUCAUCGUGGCCUCGGUGAUCGCAUCGCAAGAGUUGAAGAUGCAAUGAAAGACUUGCUUGCUGGUAAGGAUAUUGGAUCUUCGACCCAGGACCGGGAUUCUGUCGAAGUUGAUGUCUCAGACCUCACUCCUUCGUCAGUUCGAGCUCCUCCCACGCCUGCAAAAACUCUUGAAGAACACUCUCUUCCUUCGACACUGCCUGCCUCGGAGACGCCGGCGUUGUCAGGUCGAGCGGAAACCGAAAUCGAAAUCAUAGCCUCUAAUUCCUUGUGGGCAGCAUUUCCAUCCGACGACGACGUCAGGAUUCUGCUUCAGGAGAGCGUCAGAACAUCACGUUACACCUUUUCUGUCAACACUCAGCCGCAUGAUAAAUUAAACCCCGAGACGCUGGGGGCUCCGUACCUUUCAGCGAAAUGCCCUGGCCCCGACACUCAUCCUGUCAUUCUCGCCAAGUCUAUGCUUAUUUUCGCUAUCACUUUACAGGCUCCAUGUGAAGAAUUUAUUGGCCUCUCGGGGCGACCAAGCGUACUCAGCCGUCGCUGGGUCACGGCUGCUAUGUCAUGGUUGACCACCCGGGAGAAGACAGACGGCUCUUUUGACGGCUUAGUUUGCCUCAUUCUUGAGGCGGUCUUUGAGACUAACUGUGGUAAUCUUCGCAAGGCGUGGGUACUCUAUCGCAGCGCAAUGACCAUGGCCCAAAUGAUGGGCCUUCAUCGCUCGCCUAUGCCUCCACUAAAACGCAUCGACCCAGAACUUGAUGCUGACCCGGAGUUUAUGUGGUUCCGCAUUGUCUACAUGGACCGUUAUCUCAGUUUACUGCUCGGUCUACCCCAUGGCACAGCCGAUAACAGCAUAGGGGCUGCGUCGGUUUUACGCCGUGAACCACCACUUGGCCAAUUCGAGCGCCAACUCACCGUCAUAGCAUCUCGCAUACUGGAGCGUAAUGAGCGUGCUUUUACUACGAGCGAGAUGAUCACCACACAGUGUAUUGAUGCAGAGCUAUUAAGGGCGUCGGAGAGUAUGCCAGCAAGCUUCUGGCGUCCAGCGAAUUUCCAGAACGUCGUAGUAGCAUCGCCCGAUAACCUCUUGGAGGCAAUACGACUGGCAGCUCAGGUGUACUACUACGGCUUGCUGAUUCAACUCCAUCUUCCAUAUAUGAUGGUGCACAGAAGUAGCAAUGAUACCGAGCAUGAGUACUCCAAGAUUACAUGCGUCAACGCGAGCCGGGAGAUCAUAACACGCUUCAUCGCUCACCGAAGCUUUCAACCCAAGUCAUCCUGCUCACGACCGGUAGACUUUUUUACGCUUUUAGCUGCCAUGACACUCGUACUUGCUCACCUCGAUAGUCGGUAUCAUCGAAAUGCGACUAACUUCCUAGCUCAUCAGCAUCUCAGCGAUCGUGCCAUGCUGGACCAGGCCUUGGAAAGAAUGGACGCGAUGGGAGACGUCAACAAGGACGUCGUCAUGGAAGAUAGCGCUAAACUGAUCCGACAGCUACUCGAAAUCGAGGCAGAUGCAGCCAAUGGAAGCAGCUACACUGCCAGCAGCGUCGGAAGAGACGAAGACCACGUACAGGACUCUUUGGAGAAAGAAUAUGGAGGGCUGCGUUUACACAUCCCAUACCUGGGAACCAUCAGGAUAACUCGUCAGGGACCUAUCUCAGUCAAACCCUUUCAAGAACGCGCAGAAUCUAAGCCAUACCACACUCCCCGGGCCGAGUUUCCGCACAUGGAACCAACUGAAAAUUCGCCGUUUUUGGGAGAUCCCCUGGCACCGGGACAGGUUAACGGACAGAUACAAACACCCGGAGAAGAAGAACAGCAGUGUCUGCUACAAAAUACCACCCUGCAACAAUCGGACUUGGACUUUCCCGCUAUCACUGCAGGUGUUGAUGACUGGGCUUUCCAGGGUGCCGAUGGGGCAUUUUUCGAUAGCCUACUGAGAGGUUAUUCAGGCCUUGAUAAGUGA
This is a messenger RNA of Talaromyces rugulosus, 2166 nucleotides long. RefSeq lists its product as uncharacterized. Gene Ontology annotation, molecular function: DNA-binding transcription factor activity, RNA polymerase II-specific; DNA binding; zinc ion binding. The transcript is spliced from 2 exons. Bases 1 to 2166 code for a protein of 721 amino acids. Gene Ontology annotation, biological process: regulation of DNA-templated transcription; DNA-templated transcription. The record is from RefSeq and is a predicted model, not a curated record. NCBI's taxonomy places the organism in Eukaryota, Fungi, Ascomycota, Eurotiomycetes, Eurotiales, Trichocomaceae.